Molecule: messenger RNA, 1521 nt
Organism: Fundulus heteroclitus (mummichog)
Lineage: Eukaryota; Metazoa; Chordata; Actinopteri; Cyprinodontiformes; Fundulidae
Product: cornifelin homolog B
Exons: 5
Coding region: 184-570 (128 amino acids)
Source: RefSeq, a predicted model, not a curated record
UCUACAAAGAUGUUCCUGUGUUGAAAUGGGCCAGCUAAAGUCUCAUUCUAAAUACAAUCUGACUCAACUUGAGCUAUUUUACCCAAUGUUUGGUCUCAAGAUAUGCAAAUGCCAGGAUCAGCGAGAAGUGGAAUCAGCUGCGUCUGGACUUAAAGCUCUGCCAUCAGCCACACAGACUUCAUCAUGGAUAACAAACUGGUGAUCCACCAGCCUCAGCCGGUGAUGGAGAUCCAAAACUCUCAGGAGUGGGGGACCGGCAUCUGUGACUGCUGUCAGGAUGUCAAGGAAUGCUGUUUUGCUUUCUGGUGCUGCCCCUGCUUUGCGUGCAUCACCUCCAAAAAAUAUGGAGAGCAUCUCUGUCUCCCCCUGCUGGAGGUCUUCAGUUAUUGUACCCCCGCCAUCACUCUGGCAGUGAGGACCAGCAUGAGGCAUCGCUACAACAUCGAGGGCUCCAUUGCCAGGGACUGUCUGCUUUCCACCUUUUGCACAUCCUGCGUUUGGUGCCAGAUGUCCAGAGAGAUAAAAAGGAGGAAUAUCCAAAUCGUCUUGGUCAACGCUAAAACCUCCUGAGCUCGUCGUCACCAUCAGAGCGGCCACGUUUCAGUAAUCCUCAGUGGGAUCGAUGUAUAGGGAUUUAAAAUGCACUCUGUUUUUCAUAUGUGAUUGUUGUGUAAAAACUGAACUGCAGUGAUAAACUGAACAGUUUAUUUUGACUCAUGGCACUGUGGAGAAAUUGAAGGAUUUCAGCUUUAUAUUUAUUUAAUAUCAACGAACGCUGACUUGUUUUACCUGUAUAUGUUUUCAACUUAGUCAGUCAACGGUAAUAAAAUUGUAUUCUUUGCAAUGAUGAAUUUUAGUUAUUCAAUCAAAAUAUACAUUCAGUGAUAUAUAUAUAUUUUUUUUAGUAGGUGAUUUGGAAAGGGACAAAUAAGAGAAAGAAAAUGUCAAAUUUCCAUGCUAUGUCAAAAUAGAGCCUAGCAAUAAAGCCUUUUUUUGUUUAUAAACUGUAUAAAUUGAAAUCAGAAUCCAGUAGUAGAAUCUCACACAUACAAUUUUAGGCAAGCCCGUCCAACUCGGUGACUUUUCUUUCUGCAAGAGUCUGUGAUCAUCCCUGUGGAGCUAAACGGAAAACAAAAGUGACGGUACUGUUCUUCCACAACAGAGCACAGCGCAAAAGGGGGUUAGGUUUUCAAAACUGACAUGUUACCUACAAAGCUGUGCCACAAUAGGACCAAACCUGAUGUAGCAGGACACACAGGGCGCAGAUAAAAAAAAAAAAAAAAAAAAAAAAAAUGAUUGAGAGAAAAUUGAGACGAGGCCCUAUGAUUCAGAAGUUUGGAGGUUGUGAUGGAGCUCCAUUCUCACAAUGACCGGAGACGUUUGUUGGGUAUCUUGUCUGCUAUCUGUGCAAGAAUUCAUCACAGUGCUGUUAUACCUGUCAAGGUAUUAAAUCCGGUAAGCAGAAUAUGCCGAGUAGAAAAAUCUGUACAGAAAACUUAGAAUCAAGCUCAUUUUUUUUUU